UUCUUUACUAAAUAAUUCUUUGUGUGAAAAUCUCUUAAUUUAGCUGUUGUUAUCAAGUACGUUUAGGGUAGAUCUGUAUCUAAGUAAAACGAAAAAUUAUUAAACAGCAUAAAAAAUUUAUGACGUUAUGAGGCAUUGGACAUCAUUAUAUAUUUGCAUGACCAGCUUUGACGGACAAAGACUUUUUGCCAAUGGCAUAUUUCAUGCUUGGUUUGCCGAUAUAAACUGGAAGCUUGUUUAUUUACAAACUUAAUUAGUCCUAGAGCUUGACAGAUAAAUAUCAAUUGCAGAGAACUUUUUCUAGAGAUCCACAAAGUGUUUUAAUGCGAUAAGCGUUAUUUUGACCUUGUGCCAGGAAAGACAAGAAUCUAAUCAAUAAUUCAGAAUGAAAGCUAUCCGCUGUUGUAGAAAAUCUACUAUAAAAAGAAACAUUGGUGGAGUUUAUUUGCCUACAGCUAAAUUUACAUUUUAACUGUAGCUUCUUCUUCAUUCUCAUCAGUAUUUAGGCCAAAAAUUUUAUACAAGUGAAAUGGGCGGCAACAACUUGUGGAAUUAAUUCUGCCAUACUAUCGUAGAUUUUUAUCAACUGAGCAUCGCUUGACAAUGGCCAGGGUGCAGAGAAAUGCGACUGACUCGGAGAAAUCGUUGUCGACUUAUGAUGAAGAAACAGAAGAUGAAAAAUCAAAAGAUAAAAAUGUACAAGUCAUAUGUGAACACAAUGAAGAAAAGUCCUUAGAUGAAACUUUUACAACUGGUCAACACAGGAAUCUAAAUAAUACAACUGAGAAUACGUCAGAUAUUGGGAGUAUUGUAAACAAGACAAUUGAAAGUGUCAAUGAUAAAGAGACAGACUUGUAUGGAGAGGUUGCUAAAGAAAAGAGUUUGAGUGAUGAAGUAGGACCGACAAAGAACGUAGGGGCGAUUGCUUUAUCUCUUAUGGUCAAAGGUGACACACUAAAUGAUCCAUUAGAAGUCGCAGCUGAAGAAGAUGUUGACAUUUUGGAAGCAUCUCAAAAGAAAGAAAAGGAGAUGCAAAAAGAAAAGUUUGAUUUAUCUAUGGCUGAAAAGGAACCUUUACUUACUAGCGGCAGACAUUCCGGUAGACGUUCUGCUUUUCGAGAUUUACACGACGAGGAUAGUGACGUAAAUGUCGUCUAUUCGCGUCCCGGAAGUGCCAUUGAUGCGAAUAUAAACGUCACCUACCACGACAGCAGCAGUGAUUACCAUGACUACAGCACGCGCAUUGAUGGAGGACGAGCCAAUGAGAAUGGUCCUUGUCUGGAUGGUUCUAUUAUUUUGUACAAAAGAAGAUGGUAUAUCCUGAUGAUCCUUAGUUUAUGCGUUACUCUUCAAAAUGCAGUGUGGGGUACAUGGGGUCCCAUUGCCGAAUCUGCUAAGUUUGUGUACGGUUGGGACACAACAAUGGUGUUUAUUAUAAUAAAUUGUGGCAACAUUGGUGUCCUGCUACCAGCACUGUUUACAGGUCACGUGAUCAGCAGUAAAGGUUUACGAGUAUCAAUGAUCUCGUGCAGCUUCUUGUUGGCUCUUGGUGCGGGACUUAGGACAAUUAGUAAACAUAAAACUGUGGGAACAAUACUUAUCGGAGCAGGCCAGUUUUGCAAUGGCCUUGCCGGAAGUAUUACUCAGGUUAUUCCGGCUGCGUUGUCCGAGGCCUGGUUUCCUGUUCAUGAAAGAGCUACAGCGACCGCUAUAGGGGUCAUCUCUAACUCAUUGGGAAGCAUAGUUUCAUUCAUGCUUGGUCCAAAUCUAGUCAAUGAACCAAAUAGUGACAACACAAUAACAUCAAAUGCAAGUUUUCUUUACACGGAUAUUUCUAAUACAACCAAUGGAAAUGAUACUCGUUCUCAAGAAACAGAAACGAUUUCACGCCAAAUUUGGAUAUUAACUAUGAUUGAGUUUUGUGCGGGAGGUUUUCUGUUCAUUUUAACUAUUGCGUAUUUCCCGGCACAGCCCCCAUCACCACCAAGCCGGUCAGCUCGGGAAAAGAGAAUCAACUUUACUCAGGGAUUAUGUUCUGUGAUCAGACAGCCAUUGAUACUUCUUGCAGCCAUGUCAUGUGCAGUGCCGUGGGCUGUGUAUGGAAACUGGAUGGCUCUCCUUAAUGUAAAUUUGCAUGAAAUAGGUAUAUCACAGAGUCAGUCGGGACUGUUUGGGUUUUAUGCAUCAAUAGCCGGGAUCAUUGGUGGCAUUGCAAUAGGAAGAAUUGCCGACCGUUUUCAGCGACGUCUUAAAAAAUUUGUAAUGCUGGUUUUCUUCCUGGCAUUGAUACUCAUUAUUUGGAUAACAUGCAUGCGACUAAGCUACCUCCCUAAAUCAAUAGUAAUGUUUGGAGUAUCGAUAUCAGCACUGGGUGUCAUUGAUGAACGCGGCACUACCAUUGUGUUAUGAGAUGGCGUGUGAAUGUGGAUAUCCCAUACAUGAAGGAAUAAUUGGUACUUUUAUAAGCCUGGAAAUAAACGCUGCAGCUGUGAUAUUUUUACUUAUUAAAUUUAUUCCAAAUAUAGGUGUGAUCUGGAUGAACUGGACGUUUGUUGGUGUAUUGGGUACCAGCACAUUUUGCCUGGCUUUCUUGAGAGAGAAAUACCACAGAACAGAUGUAGAUAUUGUAAUAACUGUCGAGCCACCAGAUAACAACAAAUAAAGUAACGGGCAGAUAAAGGAAUUAGACAGAUAAAGAGGGGGCAACAAGAAGAUCAGCUUCUAAGUUAACAUUAGACUCACGGGAAUGAGAAUGUUUCAUAAACUCAUGAAAUGACGCCAUCAACACCAAAAAUGCAUUCCACUUUGAAAGAUAAUGACGUAAUAAGUAUGUAGUUUUGUAAGGAAGGGCGUCGCGAACCUUUUCACUGUUAUAUAGCAUUUUAUAUAAGGAAAUGAAGACUAAACUUGUGGUAGCAAAUGAUCUCAUAUAUAAACAAAGGGGCCUUACAUUCCAUUUUCACACUGUUGACAUCUUUCACACUAUCACUUGAACCGGAAGAAGUGUCAUCUUGGCAUCAUUUUGCAAAUCAUCUAUCUAUGGACCCAUGAAUAUAUUGCGUGUCAUUGCAAGGACAUUACACGUGUAUACAUGUAUUAAUUUAGCAAUGUUAUGAUUAUAUUCGGCAUACGUCAAUACUAUUGUGAAACCUAUUCUACUGGAAAUGAAGUCGAUGUACAUGCUAAAAUUGUGUGUAUUUCCCCUGGUUUGAAUUUGUAAUAGUCUAUUGAAAUUUUCAGGGAUUGCAAGGUUUGCCUUUCUUGCUGUGAUUUGUGCCAAAGACUAAUCACUUCCGGUAGGGUUAAUUGUACAUGUAUAUUAUUCAUACAGAGUUCUGUGAACGCUGCGUUGUUUCUAUUUCCUAUUUUAUCAUAUAAGCCUAAGUUUAAAAUCUAGCAAUAAUUAGUGCUUAAAACAUUUCGUUCAUUGCAAUAUUAUGUCAUUCAUCAUUUAUUGUCAACUGGGUUAUAAAUAGAUACUAUUUUUGUUGUCAAAUAUCAUAUAAUAUUUUAUAUUAUUUAUUGCUGGUUAUUUAUUUAUCCAUUCAUCGAAUUGAGGGUGCCAUAUAUUUAAAACUUUUGUAUAUUAAAAAUAUUGUGAAUGUUUUUUGUUGAUAUUGUUGGUGUGUUGUAUCCAUAUGCUUGUAAAGAUGCAUGUUCAACUAAAACAAGUCAGAACAUAGAGUUAAAUUAUUUUUGAAGAAAUUCAUGGGCUUAUAGUAAUAACUGUUAUUCAAUAUUUUAAUAAUAACCGCUCUUAUG
Ruditapes philippinarum (Manila clam) is the source of this 3762-nucleotide messenger RNA. Its product is annotated as solute carrier family 49 member 4 homolog. The coding region runs from base 604 to 2409 and encodes 601 amino acids. Gene Ontology annotation, biological process: transmembrane transport. The transcript is spliced from 14 exons. Gene Ontology annotation, molecular function: transmembrane transporter activity. Gene Ontology annotation, cellular component: membrane; intracellular membrane-bounded organelle. NCBI's taxonomy places the organism in Eukaryota, Metazoa, Mollusca, Bivalvia, Venerida, Veneridae. The record is from RefSeq and is a predicted model, not a curated record.